This is a messenger RNA of Scheffersomyces stipitis CBS 6054, 174 nucleotides long. RefSeq lists its product as uncharacterized. Gene Ontology annotation, biological process: mitochondrial respiratory chain complex I assembly; electron transport chain. The transcript has a single exon. Gene Ontology annotation, cellular component: mitochondrion. The record is from RefSeq and is a predicted model, not a curated record. NCBI's taxonomy places the organism in Eukaryota, Fungi, Ascomycota, Pichiomycetes, Serinales, Debaryomycetaceae. The coding region runs from base 1 to 174 and encodes 57 amino acids.
AUGGCAGGAAACCCUUGGGCAAAGAGAGACGCAUGGAGAUACGAGGGCCAAUUCAGCCGUAUCAACAGAUUCAAAAGUGCAUUCCCCGGUUUGGGGCUUGGUGCUGGAGCCUUUGUACUUUACGUUGCUUAUGAAAAGUUGGUGUUGAAGAAGGACGAUGCCCACCACCACUGA